This is a messenger RNA of Rangifer tarandus platyrhynchus (Svalbard reindeer), 432 nucleotides long. The record is from the annotation of a GenBank genome assembly. NCBI's taxonomy places the organism in Eukaryota, Metazoa, Chordata, Mammalia, Artiodactyla, Cervidae.
AUGGCGCCCCGCGGGCCACUUCCGAUGGCGCUCGGGCCACGCCCCACCCCUUCCGGCGAUCCGGGACGAGCCGGCGCUUUGGGCGGGGCCACGCCCUCAUUCCUCCUCAGUUGGCAAGCGUCGCCCACGCCCUGGGAGGCACCCCAGGCGACGGACAAGAAUGAGGUCAGAGUCCUGAAAACAGCGACUCCUAAGCACAGAGAGGAGAGAGAUUUUCCUUCUUUCCCUAGAGGAUUCUCCUUCUGUUCAUACUUCAAAGGGGAGGGCAGGCGGAUGCAGUCCCUCGCUAAGGGCGCGGCCCCCAUCACAGGGUCGGAGUCCCUCGCUAAGGGCGCGGGGCCACCACUUCCGGGAGGGACGGGCCGCGGGGACCGGAAGGGGAAGCAGGAGGGCGGCCGGAGGGCGGGGUCCCGCUCGGCGUCUCCCCGCUGA